Trichoderma gamsii is the source of this 1128-nucleotide messenger RNA. Its product is annotated as transcription factor IIA. The coding region runs from base 1 to 1128 and encodes 375 amino acids. The transcript has 3 exons. Gene Ontology annotation, biological process: transcription initiation at RNA polymerase II promoter; transcription by RNA polymerase II. Gene Ontology annotation, cellular component: transcription factor TFIIA complex. NCBI's taxonomy places the organism in Eukaryota, Fungi, Ascomycota, Sordariomycetes, Hypocreales, Hypocreaceae. The record is from RefSeq and is a predicted model, not a curated record.
AUGUCGAACCAGGCCGUGGGAAGCGUCUACCAGACGAUCAUUGAGGAGGUGAUCAACAGUUCGCGAGUCGAUUUCGAGGAAAGCGGUGUUGAAGAGGCCGUGCUGGAGGAGCUGCGAUUGGGAUGGCAACAGAAGCUCUCCCAGCUCGACGUGGCCCGGUUUCCCUGGGAUCCCAAGCCUGAACCUGCCCCACCAACCGCAUCUGGUCCACCUCCCAAUACAGCCACGCCUGUGCAUACACAAGCUCAGUUUGCUACGCCAUUGUCACUGCCGGCGGCAAGCCCUCCCAGUGGAUUGCUGCAGAAUGGCGUCAAACCAGAGCCGUAUGUGAAGACAGAGCCCGGCAUCAAGCAGGAGCCCGGCACACAGCAGCCCAAUGUUCCCUAUCCCAGCUACAAUGGCAUGGAAAAGAACAGCGUUGCUGCCAACAGGGCUGCCCAGCAACUCCAGGCUCAGUACGGACAGCGAGCGCAGGACUCCAUAAAUGCCAUACAACAGGGCCGCAUGGGACAGCCUCAGCAGCCAGGACAGCCGUCAGGACCCGUAUUGCCGCAACAGCCGCAACAGCAGCCAUCGGAUCACCAUCAGUCAUUGGGCAAUGCUCAGGUAGAUGGUGCGGGCGAUGAUGCCAUGAUUGAAGAUUCUUCGGAUGAAGAGGAAGAGAGCUUUGAAGGCGUCCUCUUACGGCAUGGGGUCAACGGUAAGCCCGAGGAGCUUGGAAGAGUCGAAAUCGACCGCAUCCUCCACGAUCAGAUGGCUGCCAAGGCGAAAAGCAUGGAAGGAGGCGGUUUGAUGCUAUCUCUUAAGGAAGCUACAAAAGAUCAACCCAAGUCCAAGAAGAUGAGAAAUAAAGGAAAGGGCCCUGCUGGCGUUGCUGCAUAUGAUGGCGGCGAUGAUGAGGACGUCGAAGUCGAUGAAGACGCCAUCAACUCUGACCUUGAUGAUCCUGAUGAGGACCGAGAUGAUGAUGAGGUUGAUGAUGAAGGUCUGGGUCAUAUCAUGCUCUGCAUGUACGACAAGGUCCAGCGCGUCAAGAACAAGUGGAAGUGCACUCUUAAAGAUGGCGUCUUGACGGUCAACGGUAAGGAGUACGUAUUUAACAAAGCAACGGGCGAGUACGAGUGGUAG